This is a messenger RNA of Vigna angularis (adzuki bean), 970 nucleotides long. RefSeq names its product two-component response regulator ARR6. The record is from RefSeq and is a predicted model, not a curated record. Lineage: Eukaryota; Viridiplantae; Streptophyta; Magnoliopsida; Fabales; Fabaceae. Bases 119 to 727 code for a protein of 202 amino acids. The transcript is spliced from 5 exons. Gene Ontology annotation, biological process: phosphorelay signal transduction system; cytokinin-activated signaling pathway.
AUAAACCAUAACCCUCUCUCUCUUUCUUCUUACCUUUAUUUUAUACUAUACCUUUCUUCUACCCAUUCUUUUUCUUCAAUCAUCUCUUCCUCCUUUUUUCUUCUUAAUUCAAUCCAAGAUGGCUGCCGCCAGCGAUGUUUUCAGGCCGGAAGUGGGUUCCGGGAAGCUCCACGUCCUUGCCGUUGAUGACAGCCACGUCGACCGCAAGGUUAUUGAGAGGUUGCUCAAAAUCUCUUCUUGCAAAGUGACGGUGGUGGAAAGUGGAAGCAGGGCUCUGCAGUAUCUGGGGUUGGAUGGAGAGAAGAGCUCCAUUGGUUUUGAUAGUGUCAAGGUUAAUUUGAUAAUGACAGACUACUCCAUGCCGGGUAUGACAGGAUAUGAACUGCUCAAGAAGAUAAAGGAAUCAUCUGUGUUUAGAGAGGUUCCAGUGGUGGUUAUGUCGUCUGAGAAUAUCUUGACUCGAAUUGAUAGUUGCCUGGAGGAAGGAGCAGAAGAGUUUCUGUUGAAACCUGUGAAGUUGUCAGAUGUAAAACGCGUGACAGAUUUUAUCAUGAAAGGUGAAGGGAAGAAAGGUCAUAAAAGAAGUAGAUCAGAUGAUUACAGCCCUCCAUCAUCAUCAUCAUCAUCUAUUUCAACUGCGUUCUCAUCAGUUUCUCAUUCCUGUGAUCUAUCUUUGCCUGCAUCACCUUCUGCAUUGCUCUCAAAGAAAACCAGAUUGAGCAUAUAGAUUGCGCAGUGGUGUUUUGUCUCCUCCAAUUUUGCCAAACCAUUGUUCAUAUCCAAAAGCCUUUCAUGUUAUUUGCAUUUAGAAGACUACACAUUGCUGACAAUGAGUACUAGGAUUAGGAAUGAAGAAGAGGAUGACAGAAUCACUCUGCUUACAAAUUUUUGCUGUACGGAAAAGAAAUUCAUUAAAAAUUAACGAAACCUUCUGUUUUGAGGGGCCUCACAUCAAAAUUUUUAUUCACUG